CCGUCGACCUUUCGCCGCGCCUCCCAAAAUCUUCUCUUUUAACCCCCACCAACCCCCCCACCCCGGGUGAUUUGAAUCGUUCUGCGGAAGCGACUCAUCCAAGAUCGAAGGCUUCGACGAAUUAGACGGCGAAGGGAAUCUUUUUAUUUCGGGUUCUUGUGUGGACGCAUUGGUCGGGGGAUUUCUUGGUGGAGUUGGGUCGGAGAGAUUCUAAGGGGGUCGGUGUCUUCUUUGAUGGGCCAAGAACAACUCUGGUUUGGUGGGAUUUAAUAGCCGCCUGGACAGGUUUGCAGAGUUGGCGAGAGGUCUGUGCCGCCGGGUUGGAGUGGGGAUCAUGCGGUGAAACGGGGGAAAUUUUGGCCAGUUAUUCUUUUUUUCUUGGCCCUUUGCAAUUGGAUUAGGGUUUCGGGAGGACUGGGAGAAAGGGGUGGCUUAAGGCACUUUGAACAGGCAGAUGGUAGAUGUAAUUUUCUUCAACAGAAAGCAGCAUGAAUGGUAAGAAAUGAGUAAAGAGACAAGGAAUUUUCUCAUCUUCUAAGGAACACAAUGAAGUGUUUGUGUUCGGAUGAUCAAUUGCGAGUAGAUGAAAUGGUUCAAUCGUCUGGGUCCCUGGCCACCAAGGACUGCUUGCCCGGCCAUUAUUCAUGUCGAAAUGGUGAGGUUGAGCGGAGGGUUGACACCGUAAACAUUGAAGAAGCUGAAUCAUCUCUCCGUGAAGGUCUUUGCUUAAAUGAUGAGGAAGCAAGAGCCUUGCUUGGAAGGAUAGAAUAUCAGAGAGGAAAUGUAGAAGCUGCACUUCAUGUUUUUGAUGGAAUAGAUCUUUCUUCAGUAGCUCCUAAGAUCAAAGCUGCUAUUGCUGAAAGAAUGGAACGCCCCAAGUGUCACUCAAAAUGGGAUGCACGACCAAUGUCCAUACAUGCAAUAAGCUUACUUGUUGAAGCAGUAUAUCUGAAAGCAAGAGCUCUACAAGAUCUUGGAAGGUUUAAAGAAGCUGCUCAAUCAUGCAGCAUUUUUCUGAACUCUAUAGAGUCUGCGUUACAUGAUGGCUUGCCAGGGAACUUUAUUACUGAUAAUAAAUUACAGGAGAUAGUGUGCAAGGCAGUUGAGUUGCUUCCGGAGCUAUGGAAACUGGCUGGAUUUCCUCAUGAAGCCAUCUCAACUUACCGAAGGGCCCUACUUGGACACUGGAAUCUUGAUGAUGUUACCAUGGCAAAGAUACAAAAAGAAUUUGCUAUCUUUCUUCUUUAUGGAGGCUGUGAUGCUAGCCCUCCAAACCUUCACUCUCAAAUGGAUGGUGCAUUUAUACCUAGGAACAACAUGGAAGAGGCAGUUCUUCUGUUAAUAAUUCUUUUGCGGAAAGUUUCUCUUAGGAGAAUUGAGUGGGAUUCAUCUAUCAUCGAUCAUCUGUCUUUUGCACUAUCUAUAUGUGGGCAGCUUAGUUCUCUGGCCGGUCAGGUAGAAGGGUUAUUACCUGGUGUCCUAGGUAUGAAAGAACAAUACUAUACCUUAGCCUUAUGUUACUUAGGAGAAAAUGAUGACCUUACGGCUCUGAAUUUGCUGAGAAAGCUACUGAAUGCUACGGAUCCAGAUUGUGUAAAAGCAUUGAUACUUGCUGCUAAAGUUUGUGGUGAGAAUACUUCUUGUGCAGAGGAAGGUGUUUCCUUUGCACGCAGGGCACUCACCAACUUGCAUGGUUGCUGUGAUCAAAUUGAAAGUGUAACUAAUUGUUUACUUGGUAUCUCACUUUCAGCUCAGGCUAGAUCUUCUUCCUCUGAUUCAGAAAGAGUUUCAAGGCACUCUGAGGCACUUGAGGUGCUUGAAAAAACUGAAAGAACGAUCCAUGGAAAAGACUGUAAAACCAUAUUCAAUCUCAGCUUAGAACAUGCUGAACAAAGAAAGUUGGAUGCAGCACUUCGUUAUGCCAAACAGCUUCUGAAACUAGAAGCUGGCUCAAAUGUAGAUGCGUGGAUCCUUUUGGCACGAAUAUUAACUGCCCAGAAGCGGUUUGUUGAUGCUGAGACCAUUAUCAAUGCUGGUUUGGAGCAAACAGGAAAGUGGGACCAGGGAGAACUACUGCAAACUAAAGCUAAAAUUCAGAUUGCAAAGGGACAACUGAAGAAUGCUAUUGAGACAUAUACUCAUCUUCUUGCCAUAAUUCAGUUGAGGACUAAGAGUUUUAAUUAUGGACUAAUGUCAUUGAAGGGUGGAAAAAGUGAGAGAAGUUUGGAAAUCCAGACGUGGCGUGAUCUGGCUAAUGUCUACAUAAGCAUGUCACUGUGGAGGGAGGCUGAAAUUUGCCUAUCUAAUUUGAAGGCUAUUUGUCCUUAUUCUGCUUUAAGAUGGCACGCUACUGGACAGCUAUAUGAAGCAAAAGGUCUCCUUCAAGAAGCUCUAGGGGCAUAUGCUAAAGCAUUGGAUAUAGAGCCAGCCCAUGUCCCAAGCUUGGUCUCAAGAGCAAUUGUUCUUAGACAUCUUGGUGAUUGGUCAUUGGAUGUCAUUAGGAGCUUAUUGACUGAUGCACUUCGGCUGGACCGGACUAACCAUAUUGCUUGGUUUAAUCUAGGUUUAAUUUAUAAAGCUGAAGGUUCCAGAUCAGCACUUGAGGCUGCGGAGUGUUUUCAGACUGCUGCUUUUCUUAAAGAGACUGCACCGGUUGAACCCUUCAGAUGAGGUUUUUUGGAGUAAUCAACUCUGUGAGCUAUUUUAUAAACCUUCAUGGUUAUGUUUGUUUUCUGCAGUAUAUAGGAUAUGCCGUCUGUAUUGUAGUUUACUGAAAAUUGCAGCUUAUAAGAUCAUUCAGAGUAUUACUUGAAUCAAGAACCCAGCCUUCAUAGUUCAUAGAUGGUAAAUAAACAGAACGAGAUUUCCUUAUUGCAAUUAAUCUUAAAUAGCAGCAUGAUUAGUCUGAAGGUGACAAUUUUUCUUUCUUGAAACUGUGGAGAAUUUUCCUGGAAAUUUGAAAUGCAAAAAAAAAAAAAAAAAAUCAGCCAAGAAGAAGCAGAACAUCAGGGGCUCAUUUAUUUGUAUUUGGUGCAUCCAAUAAUGAAUAUCUGAUGAACAUAUGAAAAUCACUGGCAGAGCUAAUACUUGUCAACCAUGUGACGUUCCGUUCCCAACUCAUUCCUUUAUCAACUGUAGCACAUAAAUGAAAAAGAGACACCAGUAUGCCAUUGCAGCAGCACAUGUAAUCAUCUAAAGGAAGUUGUCCCCUUUCAUAGCAUUACUGUUAUAGGACAUCUUUCUGAGGAAGUUGGAGUUUUUUGCUGAAAUUCUAAAUGAUAUACGAAAAAUUUGGGUUGAGACUCUACAUUCUUUUCUUACGCACACAAGUAAAUAUUUUUCUUCUCGCUUCAUGAAAUGGUCAACCUUUUACUGUUCCACGUUUGAUUCAUUGAUGUCCACAUGCAUCUUAUGGUAUGAAUCUGUUAUGUGGAGUUGUCAAGUUGCAUCAAUUUUCCCUAGUUCUAGUCUUUGGUUUUAGAAAUAUUGUCCUAUCAUGCAUUUUUUCAUGUAAAAAUGUGGAAUAAAAGUAAUGUACUCAGCUGUAACCGUUUGAUCAUCAAUAUAUUAUUACUCAGAUUGAGGACCAACACCCGUGUGUGCUUGACACAUGAACUGUCAAUUACAAUCAGGUUGUCAUUUUAGUGGACCGGUUAAGAUUAUUAAAAUGCCUGAAAAAAUAAACAUUCAAGAACUGUUUUUUUUUUGCAUGCUUUUUUACUGGCUUACCUAAGAAGCAAAAACUUGGCACUUGGAUGAGAGCUACCCAGAACCAUGAACUUUCAGAAAUUUGACUGAAUUUUCCAAGUAUUUAUGAAGCUUACCUCUAAUUUUGAAGUUAAAAGGCUCUUGCAGCAGCUAGGGCUCAAAUGAUGUUAUUAUUUACUAUAUUGUAACUGAUGUGAAGUUUAGUGCAUGAAUCUUUGUUAUAUUAAAAUCUGGUAUGGCGCUUACAUUAAGUCCAAACCAUUGAUUAUUUCCUACUACACCCACAAAAUACUUCCUUCUCAAACAAUUUUUUUUUCUGCCAAAUGAACUUUUCGUGUAACUAUCUUAAGUCCAUACCACUGAUUAUUUCCAAAAUUGUUCAGUUUGCACACACUUCCUCUUGGAAAUCCUUUUACAGUUUUUUGUUUUCUGGAAAAAGUUAGCUUGAAUUUGAAAAUUAGUUACCAUUAGUCAUGAUGGUGAUGGUAUUGCUAUCUCUUGUUUGCUGGCUAUAUGCUAACCUCUCUCCAACUUGAAUUUUCACUAAUGUAAGUGGUCUAUUGAAAGGAGUUUCUGCUGUUGACAUAUGCCAAAUCAUUUCAAGCAUACUGCUCUUCUAUAAUACUUUUGGAUUGCUCUAGUUUGUUGAUUCAAUAUUUGUGUCUCCUAAUAAAGCUUAUAGCGAUAAGGAUCAUGAGAAUUUGGGUCAUAUAAAAACAUAUUCCCACAAACUUGUUUGUGAUUGCAAAUUUCUUCUCUUGCCUAUUCUUCUAAGUGGGUUUACAUGUUCGUUUGCUCCUGAAUUUAUAGGCUUCGCAUGAAGUUAGAUAAAAACAAGGAUUGCAAUUUUGCUUGAUAUGGUACAGUAAAGGCGGUACAUGUUGGUCUAGCCAGCAACUGGCACAUGGACCACUCUGUAUCGGGCAAAACACAGGAGGUGGGGGUGUACCACCUGGUACAUCCCAGAAACUGGAUGAAACGAUCGAAUGGUACACCCCAGAAACUGGAUGAAACGAUCGAAACAUGAUCGUUAUUGACAUUUUUCGAUCGGUAAUAGUUGUAUCUUGACCAAUACACAUCAAGGGUCAGGAUUUGUCAUGGUCCAAUGGUCAAUUUGACUGUUGGACCUCAAUUUUGGCUUGGUUCAAAGGUUUAAAAGCUUCCUCACUCCCCUCUUUCACUCCCUCUCACUCACACAAGUUUCCCCCUCUCUUUCACACUCACUCUUUCGUACUCUCUUAAUUGAGCUUCCUAAUCAUUGAUUAGAGGCUUAGAGCUUCAAUUGGAGGGAUUAAAGUUUUCAAACUUGUCAUUUGGUGGAAGAUCCAUCCUAUAUGUUUCGAUACGUAAUCUAACAUUGCUUGUAUCUUUGUAGAUGAUUCAACAUCGAAGAAACGGAAAACAUGCUACAAAGUUGCUUCUCAACAUCAAGAAAAGAUAAAUUUGCUAUCUAAACCUUAUUUCCACUCUAUUUUUAUUGAAAUCUAAUUUUAGUUGCAUUAAAUUUUAUUUAAAAGGCUUAAAAAAGGGUUUUCUCUAUUCCAAGUAUUCAAACAUUUUUUAUGGUUGUUUCGGUUUGUCAGUACAUACCGGCAUAUGAUACGUUGGUAAUGACCGGUACAUACCAAUCCAGCUAUUAACCGGCACCACCGGUCGGACCAAGAUGUCAAACCUUGGAUAAAACAGUAAUAUAUUGGUUGGUCUAUGGACAUUGUUAAUAACAGAAGCUUGGUGCUUAUGAGCUGAAUGUUCCCUUUGUUUUGGCGCAUGAAUUCUGUCAAAUAUGUUGUGGAAAUAUGCAUUAUUACUUGGGAGCAUGCAAGCUUAAAAUUUAUUCCUUAUGAAAUACAUGAAGGCAAGAGGAGAUCAUCUAUAAUUCCUUGGCAAUGCUGCUUUCAGUACUAUGUACACAUUGUCUAGGUUUGAGAAGAGAAGUUGACCAAGAACACAAACCACUUGUCCAAACAUGCAUUUGUAGGGUGUGGUUUAAUGGGGCAACUGGCAAGUGGCAUCAUCCGUCAACUUAAGCUUCGCAAAGGCUCUGGGGGGUGGCAUGGAGAUAUGGUGCUCACUGUAAUCUUAUACUUCUGGUGGUUUUUUAUCAUCUUUAAGAGUUGCUAAUUGCCAUGAACUCUGUAUGCAAUUACAAUAUUCUGGAGUGUGGAGUCUGAGACAAAUUCUAUACACUUCCAAGGACUGUUGCCUUCUCCUCGAGUGCAUAUCAAUCCAGAAUCUUGACAUAAGCAACCACAUAGGCUUUAGAAGAAUCUGAUCGGAAUAACAUAUGCACCAUUGAGAUCUUGAAGCCUUAUUAUGUGGUUGAUGAAUGUCCUUGGAGGAAUGCCAAGAGAUGAUGUCAGUUUCGAUUUGACAUGCAUUCCUGUACAGUUGAAUGUAGUGUGCCUAAGGUAAUUGCGGAAGGAUAUGGUUGGUAUCGAUGACAUUAGCCUGUCAAAAAGGAAAACCGAGGAAGAUAUCAUGAAUGAAAUGCAUUUACCCAAAGGGGGUGGGUGAUACAUUAGCAUCUACAUUCUCCAAGAGUGAAAAGCAUGGUGGGGAAAACGUUGACGACAAAGGAUGGAAAAAGGUCGGUCGGUAUGUAUCUCCUUGAUCUGAUUCAAUGAAGUUAUGCUUUAAAUGUUGGGUUGUAACAUAUCUUUGGGACAUGAUGUUCCGAUUGGAUCACAACCUGCGAAUGCGCUAGAUUGGUUUCCAUGCUGGUCUUCUGAUUGAAUAAAACUGCAGAUGAAAACAAUGUUAUCCUGAAUGUUUGUUGCAAAAUGCAAUAUGGCUUAUGAAUGAAAGCCUAUAUCAAGUAAGAUUCAGCUUUUUCCA
Molecule: messenger RNA, 6543 nt
Organism: Musa acuminata AAA Group (dessert banana)
Lineage: Eukaryota; Viridiplantae; Streptophyta; Magnoliopsida; Zingiberales; Musaceae
Product: protein NPGR2
Exons: 8
Coding region: 547-2670 (707 amino acids)
Molecular function (GO): protein binding
Source: RefSeq, a predicted model, not a curated record